This is a messenger RNA of Anthostomella pinea, 279 nucleotides long. Lineage: Eukaryota; Fungi; Ascomycota; Sordariomycetes; Xylariales; Xylariaceae. The record is from the annotation of a GenBank genome assembly.
AUGGCCGAAGAAGAGGACAUUGCCGUCUACGACGAGGUCGAGAUCGAGGACAUGACCUUCGACGAGACCCUCCAAAUCUACCACUACCCGUGCCCUUGUGGCGACCGAUUCGAGAUUGCGCUGAUGGACCUGCAAGACGACGCGACCGACAUCGCCGUCUGCCCGAGCUGCAGUCUGAUGAUCAGGGUAAUAUUCGACCAGGAUGACCUCCCGAAACCCCCUCCUCCUCCCGCUCCCGAACCUGCAGAGCAGCAGCAGCAGGUGCCAGUCGCCGUCUGA